Molecule: messenger RNA, 636 nt
Organism: Lolium perenne
Lineage: Eukaryota; Viridiplantae; Streptophyta; Magnoliopsida; Poales; Poaceae
Product: protein neprosin-like
Source: RefSeq, a predicted model, not a curated record
AUGGACGUGUACGGCUUCAACCUAAGCUCUGAGCAGUACACCGUGGGCGUGGUUACCCUCUCGGACCAACAAGGAGUCGGCAAGGGUACGAGCCGCAACUUUGUCCAGAUCGGCUGGGAGGUUUCGCCAAAGACGUACGGCGAUUCACACACCCAUUUAGGUGGUCUGUGGACGACUGAUGGAUACCAAAAAACUGGCUGCCCCAAUGCCGGCUGUGGUUUCCAGCCAGAAAAUGGUGCUCCCAUAGCUCUUGGAGGUGUAAUUGGGACGUUUUCCCAGCUCAAUGGACUCAAACAGACCAUCACGAUUAAAAUUAUUAAGGACGGCAUAAUGGGAGACUGGCUGGUAUAUUAUGGGCUCAACCAGAACGAUCCUGCAUUGAUUGGACGCUACCCCAGAGCAUUAUUCACCGGAGGGAUGGCAGAUCGAGCAUCAACUAUCCAGCUUGGUGGCUACGUGAAGACUCGCACAACGAACCUUGCUCCGAUGGGCAGUGGCUUCCUUCCCACGGGUGAUGCAACGGCGUCUGCCUCUAUUAGUAAUAUCCAGUUUAUCGACCAAAAUGGGCGCGCCUCGCUGGUGAGUGCUGGUGCAUGCACGUCCAACACAAGGCAGGGUGAAUGCAGAAUACAGUAA